Molecule: messenger RNA, 758 nt
Organism: Hypoxylon trugodes
Lineage: Eukaryota; Fungi; Ascomycota; Sordariomycetes; Xylariales; Hypoxylaceae
Exons: 1
Coding region: 100-606 (168 amino acids)
Molecular function (GO): protein binding
Source: RefSeq, a predicted model, not a curated record
UUCAAUCGACAUACUAGGUACCAAACCAACUUAUCUUCUAUUUACUCAAUCGUGGAAUAUUCUUCAACAAAGCAUAGCCUACUCUUAACGGACACGAAAAUGGAGUCGAAUCAACCACCAUCCGUUCUUCCAUCGAAAAUUAUGAUCCCCGAGAUACUCUUCAUUAUAUGCUCAUUCCUCGAGAUAGAAGAUCUAAUUAGAGCCCGUUUAUCUUGUAAAGCUCUCGCUGACAUUGGUGCUUGUUACGCAUUUCGUGAAAUCGUCUUCUGUCUUCAUCCAGAUGACCUCGAUAUGCUUCGAUAUAUUUCGCUGCAUAGUAUCGCAUCAAGAAAUGUCCACUCUCUAGUUUACAUCGGGCAUACAAUAGGACAACCUCAAAAAACAUUCAACGAAUUUCGCAAUUAUUAUGCUACCAACCGAACCGGACCGGCCGAAGCACGUCUAGAUAUUGAUCAGCUCCGACGACGUUACGAAAAAUAUAAACGUAUUGCGGCGGAAGAGGAUAAAAUGCUUCGCCAACGCCAAGAUUUCGCAAUAUUAAGAGAAGCUAUUCCUCGUUUCGUCUGCCUCCGCGAAGUUACUAUGUCGACGGAUUUUUGGUUCUAGGAAAACAACAAGAAAAAUCCAUACGAGGACUGUCUCGUCAAGCCUACCGAUCAAUUACAACCUACUGGAACCCGACAGCUUAAAUCUCUCCUCAGCGCCCUCUCGUGGGGUAAGACUAACCUGAAGAAGUUGACUGCCGGCACGGUUUCAUG